AUGAUCAAGAAGAGGAUUAGUAAAGAUUAAAAUAAUUGCUAAAAAUACAAAAAUUCUAAUAAAUCUAGAAAAUAUUGGACUGAGGAGGAAGAUAAUAUUUUAAAAUCAACAGUUUAGUUGCAUGGAUCAGAUUGGAAGUUGAUUGCUGAGUAUUUGGAUGGGCGAAAUGCCAGUUAAUGUGCUUAGAGAUGGAAAAGAGUCAAGCCUGACGAUGUAAUUUUGAAUUUCUACGAUUGUUAGGGAGAAAAAAAUCAAAAAUGGACACCUGAAGAAGAUGAAGAAGUUAAGAGGUUAACGAAAGAAUAUAGGUUUGAUUGGAAGGUGAUUGCUCGUUUUCUCUCAAAUAGAACUGGAAGGCAAAUUAGAGAACGCUAUAUAAAUCAUCUUGACCCACAUAUAAACACCAAGGCAUGGAGUUAAUAAGAAGAUUUAAAAAUAUGGACCUUAUACAAAAAGAUAGGAUCCAGAUGGUCUGAGAUGGCAAAGAAACUAAGAGGAAGGCCAGAGAACAUGAUUAAGAAUAGAUUUUAUGGAUAUAUAAGAAAGAAUUAUGCCAAGCAAGAAAAUCCUUAUUAUAUAGUACCAAAUCAAAGGAGACAACUCACUAAAGAGGAUGAUCAAGUUGAACUUUUACAAAAUCAAAAUACUCUUGAAACAGGUAUUGAAGAUAUUGAACCACAAAUCAUCGAACAAAUUUAAUAAAAUAAAUCAAUAUAAUAAUAGGAGGAAUAAUCUUAAUCCGGCAUGCAUUCCAUAUUGCAAUCACUAUAAUCUGAUAAGCCCAACUUCAGUGUGAUUAGCAAUCUUCACGAUGCCCAAUAGUUAGAACAAUUUCAUAAAAUGUUCAUAGAAUCAUCAGAAAAUGAGUUUGCAAAACUUGAUCAUCUUCCUGCUCAUUUUUCAUCGAUUGAAAGCCAUAUUCACAGUUAAGCUAAUAGUCAUAACUAAUUUAAUUACACUCCUCGAAGAGACGAGGAGAAUGAUAAUUUCCUAAAUCAAUUUUUAUAAGUUGACGGUUCCUGUAUGCCUGUUGCAAUGAGAGCCGAUAUAUUUGAAGAGUUUUCAAAAUUCUCCUAAUUGGAGUAUUGA
Molecule: messenger RNA, 1089 nt
Organism: Paramecium tetraurelia
Lineage: Eukaryota; Ciliophora; Oligohymenophorea; Peniculida; Parameciidae
Exons: 2
Biological process (GO): regulation of DNA-templated transcription
Cellular component (GO): nucleus
Molecular function (GO): RNA polymerase II cis-regulatory region sequence-specific DNA binding; DNA-binding transcription factor activity, RNA polymerase II-specific
Source: RefSeq, a predicted model, not a curated record